Messenger RNA from Diaporthe citri, 2295 nucleotides. RefSeq lists its product as uncharacterized. The transcript has a single exon. The coding region runs from base 1 to 2295 and encodes 764 amino acids. Gene Ontology annotation, biological process: mRNA splicing, via spliceosome. Gene Ontology annotation, cellular component: spliceosomal complex; Prp19 complex. The record is from RefSeq and is a predicted model, not a curated record. Lineage: Eukaryota; Fungi; Ascomycota; Sordariomycetes; Diaporthales; Diaporthaceae.
AUGCCUGUCGUCAAGGGUGGUGUGUGGACCAACAUUGAGGAUGAAGUUCUCAAAGCUGCCGUCUCCAAGUACGGUCUGAAUCAGUGGGCGCGUGUAUCCUCCCUGCUUGCACGGAAGACACCCAAGCAGUGCAAGGCAAGAUGGCAAGAAUGGCUGGACCCAAGCAUCAAGAAGGUCGAGUUUACCAAGGAGGAGGAUGAGAAGCUGCUCCACCUAGCAAAGUUGAUGCCCACGCAAUGGCGGACUAUCGCUCCUCUCGUCGGCCGAACCGCCAAUCAGUGCAUCGAACGGUACCAGAAACUCCUGGACGAGGCAGAGCAGAGGGAGGCUUCCGAGCUUAGCUUGACUGGAGGCGACGAGACGUCCGCACCGACGGCAGACGAUGUGAGAAAGCUUCGACCGGGCGAGGUGGACCCCGAUCCAGAGACGAAACCCGCACGACCGGAUACCAUCGACCUCGAUGAAGACGAGAAGGAGAUGCUCAGCGAGGCACGAGCUCGCUUGGCCAACACUCAGGGAAAAAAGGCGAAGCGCAAGGCCCGUGAGCGACAGCAAGAGGAGUCCAGACGUCUCGCUGCUCUUCAAAAGCGCCGCGAGCUGAAGACUGCUGGCAUCAACAUCAAGGUCACCACGCGGAAGAAGGGUCAGAUGGACUACAAUGCCGAUAUUCCCUUUGAGAAGAAAGCAGCGCCGGGAUUCUACGACACGAACGAGGAACAAUCGCUGAAUGAGAGACAGCGAGCAAACUUCGACCCCCGAAAACAACAGCUGGCACAGGCGAAAAGGAAGCAGGAUGAGGAGGACGAAGCAGGGCGCAAGAGGAGGAAGGCGGACAAAGAUGCUCCUUCGGCCUCAUACCGGGAGGCCCUCAAGGCCGGCCAAAUGCAGCGGCUCAGAGAAGCUGAGCAGAGUAGCAAGAGAAGAGCCCUCAACUUGCCAGCUCCUCAGGUCGGCGAAGGCGAGCUGGAGGACAUCGUGAAGAUGGGCAUGAUUGGCGAGCGUGCGAACACGAUGGCUGAUGGUGACAAUGACGCCACCAGAGGACUUGUCAACUCAUAUUCGGCCCUCAACACAGGAGCGCCGAUUCGAACGCCGAGGGCCCCCGCUCACGAGGACCACAUCGCCAACGAGAUCAAGAACAUCCGGGCGUUGACCGAGACACAGUCUUCUCUCCUUGGUGGCGAAAACACACCGCUGCACGAGGGUGCCGGUUCAACAGGCUUCGAGUCUGCCGCCCCAAGGAUGCAGAACAUUGUGACCCCCAAUCCUCUGGCGACGCCUCUCAGGCCAGGGGCAAAUGGCGUUGAUGCUACACCCCUACGUCCAGGGCAGACGCCGCUGCGGACACCACGUGAUAACUUUGCACUAAACAGUCAGGGUAACGAUAUGGUCUUGCGGCAUAGGCUCCAGCAAGGCCUGGCGUCUCUGCCCAAACCAAAACAACAAGCAUGGGAGCUUGAGCUACCAGAGGAGCAGCAAGAGGUGACGGUGGCCGAAAAUGGCCUGCCGGAGGAUGCCGCAGAACGUGACCGCAGGGAGCGGGAAAUCCGUGAAGCGCAGGAACUCCUUGAGAGGAAGAGGCGCACGCAGGUCAUGCAGAGAGGGCUCCCACGACCAGUCUCUGUCAAUUUGGCAGUACUCUCGCGGGCUGCUGACGAUAUUGAGGACCCCGCGGAAAAGGCCGUCGCACGCGAAGCAGCACUGCUCAUGGCUUACGACGCCGCCAAAUAUCCUCUUGCUGGUGCCACACGCGGCAGGGAGGCUCCCAGCCUGGUCCAGAUUGACGAUAGUGCAUUAGCGGAAGCGAGACGACAGAUUUUGAUGGACGUCAAGGACAAACCGAAGCCCGAGGAGGUAGAGGCUGCCUGGGCCAAAAGCAACAACUCCUCGCUUCUGUUGGGUCUCGGAUGCUACGAUGACACGGAACAGGAUGAGUUGGAGGCUCUGAAAGUGGCUGCUGAGGACAUCCAAGAAACCAUGAUUGCAUCCGCUGAGAAAGGAUCCAAGCUGGAGAAGAAGUUGAACCUGCACCUUGGUGGCUACAAGCACCGCGCUGAGACGCUGCGAAAGAAAAUCGGGGAGACAGCAACGGAGCUGGAGAAGGCUACCAAUGCACUUCACGCCUUCGAAAUCAUGGCGUCUUCAGAGGAGGUGGCGGUCAAGAACAGGCUAGCCGCUCUCCGAGAAGAGGUCAGCUUUGUGAGCAGGAGGGAGAGAGAAGCGCAGGAGGUUUACAGGCGGAACCAGGAAGAGCUGAGUGCUCUGGGGGCCGGCGGCGCAAAUGGAUACCAUUAA